Miniopterus natalensis is the source of this 1596-nucleotide messenger RNA. RefSeq names its product tetratricopeptide repeat domain 33 (gene TTC33). The record is from RefSeq and is a predicted model, not a curated record. NCBI's taxonomy places the organism in Eukaryota, Metazoa, Chordata, Mammalia, Chiroptera, Miniopteridae. Gene Ontology annotation, molecular function: protein binding.
UGGGCAAAGGGCAAGCGGAAUGUAAACACGGGGCCCGUUGAGUGGCCCUCGGAACUGGGCGCCCGGUGCGUGCUGCACUCGCAGGGAGAGCGGGGAAAGAAGGCGCGUGGGUCCUCGUUUAGAGGAGAAAGCAGCUUCAGAAGUUGGAGCUGCGUCUCCACGCGGCUGCGGCCACGCCGGGCCGCUAAGAAUGGCUUCCUUCGGAUGGAAGAGGAAAAUUGGCGAGAAGGUCUCAAAGGCCACUUCCCAGCAGUUUGAGGCUGAAGCUGCUGACGAGAAGGAUGCAGUUGAGGGUGAUGAAGGGAACGGGCUUCAUGCCACUAAACGUAGGAAGGAAAGUCUCCUCGAAGGCUGUGCUGAGAAAAGUAAACAGCUGAAGGAUGAAGGAGCCAGUCUGGCUGAAAAUAAAAGAUAUCGAGAGGCGAUUCAGAAGUGGGACGAAGCACUACAGUUAACCCCAAAUGAUGCUACCCUAUAUGAGAUGAAAUCACAGGUCCUAAUGUCGCUUCAUGAAAUGUUCCCUGCUGUUCAUGCAGCAGAAAUGGCUGUGCAGAGAAAUCCACACUCGUGGGAGUCUUGGCAGACUCUGGGGCGUGCUCAGCUGGGAUUGGGAGAGAUAGUCUUGGCAAUUCGAAGUUUCCAAGUAGCCCUUCAUAUCUAUCCAAUGAACCCCGAGAUAUGGAAAGAAGACCUUUCUUGGGCAAGAAAGCUUCAGGAGCAGCAGAAGGCAGCCCGGAGGAUUAAAAAAGAUGAAGCACCAGCAGAAGUGACACAUGUCUCACCAAAGUCCAUUCCUGACUAUGACUUUGAAAGUGAUGAGAUUGUUGCUGUUUGCGCAGCUAUUGCUGAGAAACAAAAGCCGGUUUCAGCAAAUAAAACCAUGGUUAUUGUGUCCGCUUCUGGGACUGUGGAGACUGUGAGUGAGAAGGAAGAUGGUGCUGCCCCCCCAGAUGGCGCUGUUUUUAUCAGAGCCCGAUGAAGCUUAGCGGGAGCUCUCUGAAUCUACCUUUUGAUUGCCACUUAAAGUUCAGGGCAGACGGGCAUUUACUCUGGAGAAACAGGGUCAAACUCCUGUUUGUAAAAUCAGUUUUUCAGAUGAGGCAUAUAAAAACUAAAGGGUAGAAUUAUUAUAUAGUGUUUGGACUAUGCUUUGAUAAGUUAUGAUUUAAACUUAAGAUUAGAAUUCUGACUACAGUGGGUUUUUAUUAAUAAACUUAAUCCAGAUAUAUGAGUGAAUGCAUUUUAAAGGCAAGACUUGGAAGUGAUGCUUGAAUAGUGAAUAACUUGGCCAGUGUUAUUAAAAUGUUGACUCGUUGACCUUUUUAUGAUAAAGGAAGUGGGUGAUUUCUCUCCCUCCUAAAAAUACACUGCUGUUACUAGUCACUCUUCUACUUUUCUUGUUUCAUUAGAGUAACUUUGUCACAAAGCUUGAGUAUUUCUGAUGCUCAUUUUGAUCCAAAGUUGUCAUUUGGUUAUAUGUAGGUUCUUAGCAAGUUCAGCUGGAAAUGCAUGCAAAUGUGUACGUUCCGGACGGUUCCUGUAGAUACCCUUAAUUCUGAUUUAUGCUUGUUUUGACUAUAAAAUUAUUAAGACCAU